AAAACCUCCGUUGAUUUAAAUCUCGCCGGCGACUUAUGCUUACCGACCAUUAUAUUAACUAAUCUCUCAGGAACAUUUAAAUGAAGGGUUGGUUUAAGGAGGAGCAUCAUCUGACUCUCGGCCUCGAAGAAGGUGAGAGAGAGAGAGAGAGAAGUACAUGGAAGUAAUGGAGAAAGGAGCAAGAGAAUUAAAAACCCAUAACCUCUCUCUCUUCUGCUUUCUGUCAAACGCCAUUAAAAACCCAUCAGUAUCAGUUACGCAAUUUCUCAAGGCAGACAGGUAAGAAGAGAGAGAGAUUUGUUUUUUGGGAAUCUGUAAUGAAUGUAAAAGGAGCGAAAGGUGGGAGAGACGAAUGCACUAAUGGCGGCUUAUGAUAGGCUCGAGACGAAAGGUCGAUUCAUCCAUCAAUUACUCUACUCUCGUUUCUCUCUCUCUCUCAGUCUAGAAGAACCAUAAUUACGGAUUUUGAAAUUUGGGGAUUCUAUGAGAUUCUUCUUCCUCUUUGGUUAAAAACCUGGAGAUUAUCGUUUUCCAAUUCUAGCCUUUUCUUCUCCCCUUAAUAUCUUCUCUCUGAUUCUCUUCCGUUUCGUUUUCUCUAUUCCCCGAGAUCUUUUGGUUAAAGGAAGAUAAAGUUUGAAACUUUUUUAUUGUUUCACUAGGCUUGCGUUAAUGGCGACAGUUGUGUGAUGGUCCAGAGUUAGCAAGUUUUACUUACUCGUUUGGUUAAAAGGACAGAGAGUAGAGGGAAAAAGGCUUUGUUACUGUUUUUUUUCGUCUGCACAUUACUAUGGAGUUUCUCGGCGACAGUCAAAAUCACGAUAGCUCUGAAACAGAGAAGAAGAACAAGAAGAAGAAGCGAUUUCACCGUCACACACCUCACCAGAUCCAACGGCUUGAAUCAACUUUCAAUGAGUGUCAACAUCCAGAUGAGAAACAGAGGAACCAACUUAGUAGAGAGUUGGGUUUAGCUCCAAGACAGAUCAAGUUCUGGUUUCAAAACAGAAGAACUCAAAAGAAGGCACAACACGAAAGAGCUGAUAAUUGUGCAUUGAAAGAAGAGAAUGAUAAGAUUCGAUGCGAAAACAUUGCUAUUAGAGAAGCUAUUAAACACGCCAUUUGCCCCAGCUGUGGUGAUUCUCCUGUUAAUGAAGACUCUUACUUUGAUGAGCAAAAGCUUCGCAUCGAAAAUGCACAGCUUAGAGAUGAGCUCGAAAGGGUUUCGAGUAUUGCAGCUAAAUUCUUAGGAAGACCAAUCUCCCAUCUUCCACCAUUACUAAAUCCGAUGCAUGUUUCGCCAUUAGAGUUAUUCCAUACCGGACCUUCACUUGAUUUUGAUCUUCUCCCAGGAAGUUGUUCUUCAAUGUCUGUUCCAAGUUUACCAUCUCAGCCAAACUUGGUUUUAUCAGAGAUGGAUAAGUCUCUUAUGACCAACAUUGCUGUGACCGCUAUGGAAGAAUUGCUUAGGCUUCUUCAAACAAAUGAGCCUCUGUGGAUCAAAACUGAUGGAUGCAGAGAUGUUCUCAAUCUCGAAAACUAUGAGAAUAUGUUUACAAGAUCAAGUACUAGUGGUGGAAAGAAGAAUAACCUUGGAAUGGAAGCAUCUAGAUCUUCUGGUGUUGUUUUCACUAAUGCUAUUACACUUGUGGACAUGCUUAUGAACUCUGUCAAAUUAACAGAGCUUUUUCCCUCGAUCGUUGCAUCAUCUAAAACCCUUGCAGUGAUUUCAUCGGGAUUGCGUGGAAACCAUGGAGAUGCAUUGCAUUUGAUGAUUGAAGAGCUUCAAGUGCUUUCACCAUUGGUAACAACGCGUGAGUUCUGUGUGCUAAGAUAUUGUCAGCAAAUCGAACAUGGAACUUGGGCAAUAGUAAAUGUCUCAUAUGAGUUUCCUCAGUUUAUAUCUCAAUCUCGGUCAUAUAGAUUUCCUUCUGGUUGCUUGAUCCAAGAUAUGUCCAAUGGCUAUUCAAAGGUUACUUGGGUGGAACAUGGUGAAUUCGAGGAGCAAGAACCGAUACAUGAGAUGUUUAAAGAUAUAGUUCAUAAAGGAUUAGCUUUUGGAGCUGAACGUUGGAUUGCUACUCUCCAAAGAAUGUGUGAGAGAUUCACGAAUCUAUUGGAACCUGCAACAUCAUCCCUUGAUCUUGGAGGAGUGAUUCCAUCGCCAGAAGGGAAGAGAAGUAUAAUGAGACUUGCUCACAGAAUGGUAAGCAACUUCUGCUUGAGUGUUGGCACAUCUAACAACACUCGCUCAACGGUUGUCUCGGGACUGGAUGAAUUUGGAAUCCGUGUGACUUCGCAUAAGAGCAGACAUGAACCAAAUGGAAUGGUUCUAUGUGCAGCCACAAGUUUCUGGCUCCCUAUUUCUCCACAAAACGUCUUCAAUUUCCUCAAAGAUGAGAGAACUCGGCCUCAGUGGGACGUUCUUUCAAAUGGAAACUCUGUUCAAGAAGUUGCUCAUAUCACAAACGGAUCAAAUCCUGGAAACUGCAUAUCUGUUCUUCGUGGAUUCAAUGCAUCAUCAUCACAAAACAACAUGUUGAUUCUACAAGAAAGCUGCAUAGACUCAUCAAGUGCAGCGCUUGUGAUCUACACUCCAGUGGAUCUACCAGCGUUGAACAUAGCAAUGAGUGGUCAAGACACAUCUUAUAUUCCGAUAUUACCCUCAGGUUUUGCCAUUUCACCAGACGGAAGCAGCAAAGGAGGAGGAUCAUUGAUAACGGUUGGGUUUCAGAUAAUGGUGAGUGGUUUGCAACCGGCAAAACUGAACAUGGAGUCAAUGGAGACAGUAAAUAAUCUCAUCAAUACCACUGUCCACCAAAUUAAAACGACCUUGAAUUGUCCUUCAACUGCUUGAGACGUCAUUAAAAGCUAUUUCCCCAUCUGAUUUCUGAGAAGGGUCUUCAAUGAGCAGAGAAGUGAAAGUUAUUAUUAGUGUUUUGUCUUCAAUGCCUGCAAAGAGUGUAAGAAAUCAUUAUUCUUCUGGGUAUCACUCUCUCUCUCCUCUUUCUUGUUCUUUAUUUUUGAGUUUCUUUUUUAAGCUUAGUGGGAAAGUGGGAGUCAAGAACGCACCAUGCACAAAUGUUUUUUUGUAUGGUUCGGGCAUUGACUUCUGUUUGUUUGUUUUUUACUUCUUUUUGUCUAAUUACAAUGACCAAAUUACUAUUUCUUCUUGGUUUAAUUUAUUCCAUAGUUUCUCUA
This is a messenger RNA of Arabidopsis thaliana (thale cress), 3195 nucleotides long. RefSeq names its product homeodomain GLABROUS 12 (gene HDG12). Gene Ontology annotation, biological process: plant gross anatomical part developmental process; regulation of transcription by RNA polymerase II; regulation of DNA-templated transcription. Gene Ontology annotation, molecular function: DNA binding; lipid binding; DNA-binding transcription factor activity, RNA polymerase II-specific. Bases 788 to 2851 code for a protein of 687 amino acids. Gene Ontology annotation, cellular component: nucleus. The transcript has 10 exons. The record is from RefSeq and is marked reviewed. Lineage: Eukaryota; Viridiplantae; Streptophyta; Magnoliopsida; Brassicales; Brassicaceae.